Messenger RNA from Odocoileus virginianus texanus, 1019 nucleotides. The record is from RefSeq and is a predicted model, not a curated record. Lineage: Eukaryota; Metazoa; Chordata; Mammalia; Artiodactyla; Cervidae.
AUGGAGAAUCAAGUUCAGGGGCUGUGGGGACCGGAAAGGGUCACCCGGGCGGGCCUGGCUGUGCCUCGGCGGCCUCGGCUCUCGUGGCAUCUGCCUUUGGAGGUGACUCGCCCAGGCACAGAGGGAGUGCUGUGGACACAGCCUGCUGUUCUCGCCACAGUGGAGCGGAGGCGGAGGGACAAGAUCAACAACUGGAUCGUCCAGCUUUCAAAAAUCAUUCCAGAUUGUAAUGCAGAUAAUAGCAAGACGGGAGCGAGUAAAGGAGGGAUCCUGUCAAAGGCCUGCGACUACAUCCGGGAGCUGCGCCAGACCAACCAGCGCAUGCAGGAGACCUUCAAGGAGGCUGAGCGGCUGCAGAUGGACAAUGAGCUCCUGCGGCAACAGAUCGAGGAGCUGAAGAAUGAGAACGCCGUGCUCCGCGCCCAGCUGCAGCAGCACAACCUGGAGAUGGUGGGCGAGAGCGCCCGGCAGUGACACCACCUACCACGCGGUGGGGGCCGCCUCCGGGCCCCCACCGUCCCCUUCCCCAGCCCUUAGCACAGAGAGGGACAAACGCCCCUCCCCCAGCUGCGUUUUUUAUAGUAGAUUUUUAACAAAAAAAAUGGGGAGAAAUAAUGCAUUUCUGUGGAUAAGCGCCCACCACCCUCCUCAACUUGGAAACCAUAUCCCCUCCCCCAUUUGUCCGUCUCCCUUCUCCCAGCCCCCACUCAACCCAGCACUUCUAGUGGUCUCACCUGGAGGCCAGAGGGAGGAGGACAGAGCCCCUGCCACACCCCGCUGCCUCCUCGGACUCUCGGGGUACUGAGACCAGGGUGCUUAUGGGGAGGAGGGGGUCCUGCGGGGGGCCUGGACCCAAGCAGGGAGGCCACGUCCCACCCCACCUCUUGUUUCUGGAACCCUGCUCCCCUCUGGGUGUGUGAGUGUGUUCUAAUUUUCUUUAUGGAAAAAAUGGACAAAAAAAAUAGAGAGAGAGAGGUAUUUAACUGCAAUAAACUGGCCCCAUGUGGCCCCGCCUUGUC